Lichtheimia ornata is the source of this 1377-nucleotide messenger RNA. RefSeq lists its product as uncharacterized. The transcript has a single exon. Lineage: Eukaryota; Fungi; Mucoromycota; Mucoromycetes; Mucorales; Lichtheimiaceae. The coding region runs from base 1 to 1377 and encodes 458 amino acids. The record is from RefSeq and is a predicted model, not a curated record.
AUGCGUGCCCUUGGUUUAUUGGAAAAGUAUCAAGUUUCUAAGCUACUCACUCACUGCUAUGGGUCUGUAACGCUUACGGCGAUUCUGGAACAUGAUGCCCCUGUUGGCGAUAUCCGACAGUUUUACCUCGCCUGGUUGUAUCCAGCCAUAGUACGACUCGUUGCCAAGCACCCUCUGCUCACUGCCGUUGUGCAAGACGCCGACAAGGAAACAGCCCAUUUUACCAUUGUCUCUGAUUUCAACCUUGAGUCCAUCGUCACGUUUGACGAGCUGCAGUAUUGGGAACCGAAUGAGCAAGCAAAACGAUUGGCCGAGCAAUGCGACAAGGAAUUCGACUAUGACGAUCACAGCAUUCCACUGUGGCGACUUCACAUUGACACCCACCCUGAUCGACCCAAGGAAUGCAGUAUUACUUUUGCUGUGCAGCACGUGAUUGCCGAUGGCAGGAGCUUGGCUAUCUUUUGGCAGGACCUACUCGAGUAUCUCAAGGAUGGCAACAAUGAAGCUGCUUCACCACCAUUUGUGUUGCGAGGCAACAAGGAGAAAGCGAUCGCACCUGCUUAUGAGCAUCGAGGAGCACCACGAUACACCAUAAUGGAAAAAGUGCGUUUAUUGGCAGGACAUGUGAUGCCAUCAUUGUUUGGUGAGAAAAAGAGCGUGUGGCGUGGUGAUCGUCCUUCGGUGAUGGAUCGUUCCAAGGUAUGCCAUGAUUCGAUUGUUCAAGUGAUACGAGUCGACCCGGCCAUUUGGAAGAAGAUUUGUGCAACAGCCAAACAACAGCACGGCAUUACCCCGCAUGCUGCCAUCAUGACCGCCAUCAUGUUGACGUUUUCACAAUUGUAUCCCAAGGAAUCAGCCGUCAAGUCUAGCACUCCCGUCAAUUGUCGUGGUAUGGUGAAUCCACGUAUCCCUGAAGAUGAGAUUGGCAACUUUGUCGGCUCCUACUCUCGCAUUUGGACAUCUUCUGAUUUCAAGGAUAUUACAUCAUUCUGGAAAGCUGCGAAGGCAUAUCAUCAAGGAUUACAAGCCAACAAAAAAGAGGCUGCCAAAGAAGUAUUCCAAUUGGAGUUCUUGUCUCGUUUCCCUGAAGACUAUUGCGAAAUCCUUUGGUUCGAGAAGUGGAAAAAGUUUUUGCCCAUGGGUCGUGAAGGCGGUAUUGAACUUUCAGAUCUCGGUCGAUGCUCAGCCAAUGCAAAGGAGCUUUACUUUUGCCAGACGGCCAAUACCUUCACUACGGCUAUCAAUGUCAACGCUAUCAGUACCUUGGAUGCCAUGCAUGCAACAAUCGCUUAUCAGAGAGAUAGCCUUGAUGAAAGCAAAAUGGAUAAGUUUGGAGCGACGUUGAUGAAAACGCUAGAGCUUUCCCUUCAGCAGUGA